Messenger RNA from Dovyalis caffra, 1179 nucleotides. The record is from the annotation of a GenBank genome assembly. NCBI's taxonomy places the organism in Eukaryota, Viridiplantae, Streptophyta, Magnoliopsida, Malpighiales, Salicaceae.
AUGAGAUGUCUACAAGAUAUUGGAUUUUCAUAUGGGCUAACUCUAUUUGGAUCUGGGCUUACAUUUUGGGCCAAUAAGAUGUCUACAAGCUUUGGGCUAAUGGCCAUAUUCUUGUGGUGUGAACCACAAGAAUGCUUCCCUUCCAUUAUCCAAGCAGUAGCUGCCAAUUGUCAAAAUCCCACAACCCCACCAAAGUUUGGAACACAUCACUUUCCAAAGCUGCAGUAUACUUGCUGUGCUGUUGCGUUGCUCCAAAUUCAGAGAAUGAACACUGCAAAAGGAGCUGCUCAGCUUCUCUCAACUCAGAACAGCAGGUCUCUCUUCGACUCUGUUGAGGCCUUUCUCUUUGAUUGUGAUGGUGUGAUUUGGAAAGGGGAUAAACUCAUUGAUGGGGUCUCUCAAACAUUGGAUUGGCUUCGUUCUAAGGGAAAGAAACUUGUUUUUGUGACCAAUAAUUCAUUAAAAUCAAGAAAGCAAUAUGCCAAGAAGUUCCAUUCACUUGGAAUUUCUGUUAAUGAGGAUGAGAUAUUCUCUUCAUCUUUCGCGGCAGCGAUGUACUUAAAAGUCAAUAAUUUUCCUCAGGAAAAGAAGGUUUAUGUGAUAGGCGGGGAAGGUAUAUUGGAAGAGCUACGGCUUGCUGGAUAUACAGGUCUUGGUGGCCCAGAAGAUGGUGAAAAGAGAGUAGAGCUGAAACCAAAUUCCCUCUUUGAACAUGACAAAAAUGUUGGAGCCGUUGUGGUUGGAAUAGAUCCAAGUAUCAACUAUUACAAGCUUCAGUAUGGAACCUUAUGCAUACGUGAGAAUCCAGGUUGCCUUUUUAUUGCUACGAAUCGUGAUGCAGUGGGACAUAUGACUGAUUUACAGGAGUGGCCUGGUGCUGGUUGUAUGGUUGCUGCCAUGUGUGCUUCAACUGAGAGAGAGCCUAUUGUAGUUGGAAAACCAUCAACCUUUAUGAUGGACUUCUUAUUAAAGAAGUUUCACAUCGAUACCUCCAAAAUGUGUAUGGUGGGUGAUAGGCUAGAUACUGAUAUUUUAUUUGGACAAAAUGCUGGCUGCAAAACUCUCCUUGUUCUUUCAGGGGUAACAACUCAAACCACUCUUCAAGCUCCAUCAAACAAUGUCCAGCCAGAUUAUUAUACAAGCCAGUUGUCUGACUUGCUUGACUUACUGGGACCAUAA